AUGUAUGUGUAUGAGGAGGUGAUCAACGGCAAAAAACUCACUGAAAUCAUCAACGAAGACCACGUCAAUACGAAGUACCUGCCGCACGCCCGUCUGCCCGACAAUGUCGUGGCGGUUCCCAACGCGGAAGAUGCGGCUUGCGGUGCAACGCUGCUUGUGUUUGUGCUUCCCCAUCAAUUCAUUCAAAACGUGUGCAAGUCGCUGAAGAACUCGCUUGCUCCUGAUGCCCAUGCUAUUUCCAUGAUCAAGGGUGUGGAUGUGUCCUCUCACAACAUCAGCAUCUACGCCGACGUGAUUGAGAAGGCUCUGAAUAUUCCAUGUGCGGCCCUCAGUGGUGCGAACAUUGCGAAUGAGGUGGCCGCGGGUCUUUUCUCGGAGACCACCGUCGGCUACCGUCCCCACCAGCGUCACCUGGCAGAGUACUACGUGAAGCUCUUUGACACGCCCAAGUUCCGCGUGGGCAUGAUCGAGGACGUGGCAGGCGUGAGUCUGUGUGGUGCUCUGAAGAACAUUGUUGCGAUUGGCGCUGGCCUUGUCGACGGCCUCGGCUGGGGCGGUAAUGCGAAGGCGGCGAUCAUGCGCAUUGGCUUGAUGGAGAUGCGUCGCUUCUCGCUCGAGUUCUUCGAGAACGUUCGUCCGGAGACGUUCACGGAGACCAGCGCCGGUGUGGCCGACCUGAUCACUACUUGCUACGGUGGCCGUAACCGCAAGUGUGCUGAAGCAUUUGUCAAGACGCGCAAGCCUUUCCACGUCCUUGAAGCGGAGCUGCUCAAUGGUCAGAAGCUCCAGGGUACUGAGACGGCCAAAGACGUGUACGAGUUUCUCAAGGCCCGGGGUAAGGUGGAUGAAUACCCCCUUCUGAGAACCAUUUACGAAAUCUGCUUCGAAGGCGUUGACCCCUCGCAGCUUACGGAGCGUCUCUAA
Malassezia sympodialis ATCC 42132 is the source of this 924-nucleotide messenger RNA. RefSeq names its product glycerol-3-phosphate dehydrogenase (NAD(+)) GPD1 (gene GPD1). NCBI's taxonomy places the organism in Eukaryota, Fungi, Basidiomycota, Malasseziomycetes, Malasseziales, Malasseziaceae. The record is from RefSeq and is a predicted model, not a curated record. Gene Ontology annotation, biological process: carbohydrate metabolic process; glycerol-3-phosphate catabolic process. Gene Ontology annotation, cellular component: cytosol; nucleus. Gene Ontology annotation, molecular function: glycerol-3-phosphate dehydrogenase [NAD(P)+] activity; NAD binding; protein homodimerization activity.